UUCUGUAUUUCUGUUGCGUACAAUUUGCUCCAGUUUUGGAAUAUUUAACUUUCGAGUUGCUCAUAACAUGUUGCUUAAAAAAAGCGUAUUUUUAAGUCAUAUGAGGAAAGGAAGACUUUAAGAGUUGCGAUAUUAGUUACGAAAGUCUCAAGACUUAAAAAGUUUGCAAAUAACUGAAUGUUAUGACUUAUUAUAUAGGAUAAGCAGAUCAUAGCCACAAUGCUAAAGAAUAUACUUCGCGAAGAAAACGAUGAAUUGUUAAAGUCGGAAGUAAAUGGAUUUAAAGAAGAGUUGGAGUCAGCACUUGGUGCAAUAUCAACAACAACAGAGUUUGAAUCAGAUACAUCAAUGCGCCUUUAUACGAACAAGAUCCCUCCAAAUUUCGGUGCAAACAUUCUUGGUAAAUUAGGUCACCGAAUACAAGACCGUGCUGGCGAUGAUACUACAAGUGGUGGCAAAGGUGCAUACGGUUUAGCAAUCGCGUUUGUUCAAUUGGCAACGUACCGCGAUCUUGGAUUGAUGAAGAUGAUGACAAUACUGGUAAAAUCAGGAGAGACAGGAAAGGAAAUAGCUGGUGGAUAUCAAAACGCAUUGGAUCAAAAUCGAGACACUUUUUAUCAGAGGCAUCUAAGCUUUUUUCAUGCACCAUCCUUAGCAGUGGCACAAACCAUGGUUCACUACUAUCCACCAGGGCAUAAUAGACAAAGCAAAUUUCUCUACUCUUUUCUUAAAGCAAACGGAAUAAACGAACCAAGCACAGUUCCCACUGGCCAAUAUGUCAUCAAAUCUAAGUAUUGGCCUGUUUAUUAUUUGCGGAGAAGUUUCAAUUAUGGAGAACAUAUUGUGGACAAAUCAUCCUCAGAAUAUUAUUCAGAUAAAACAAUAAGAAUUUUAUAUUCCGUGAGUUAUAAUGCAGACACUCCUACAACAAAAGACAAGAUUCUUCUAACAAAAAAACACAACGGUUAUUACAGCUUUAAAUUCGUUGAUCCGCGAUUCAGCAAAUAUAAAAAUUAUAGGUAAGUUACUCUUAAAGUUACUAAAAUGGUAAAUACAAAACUAACU
This is a messenger RNA of Hydractinia symbiolongicarpus, 1065 nucleotides long. RefSeq lists its product as uncharacterized. The transcript is spliced from 2 exons. Lineage: Eukaryota; Metazoa; Cnidaria; Hydrozoa; Anthoathecata; Hydractiniidae. The record is from RefSeq and is a predicted model, not a curated record. Bases 220 to 1023 code for a protein of 267 amino acids.